UCCUGCCUCAGGGAGCGGGCCGAAUCCAAUGAGGGAGGUGCUGAUUGGCUGGCAGACAGUCCCCUUUUCCCACCAGCCAAUAGGCGGGCGGGAUGCUGCGCCGCGCAUGAAGCCGGGCACAGGAGCACGAUGUUCCUGGUCGGCCUCUCGGGGGGCAUCGCGUCGGGGAAGAGCACGGUGGUGGCUGUGCUGCAGGAGCUGGGCUGUGCUGUGAUCGACGCCGAUGUUAUUGCCAGGCAGGUGGUGCAGCCCCAGCUCAAGGCCUAUCAGCAGAUAGUGCAUCACUUUGGCACCGAGAUCCUCCUGGAGAACGGGGAGAUAAACCGGGAGGCUCUGGGAAGCAUUAUCUUCUCCCAGCCGGAGAAGCGGCGGCUGCUGAACUCCAUCACCCACCCGGAGAUCCAGAAGGAGAUGCUGAAGCAGAUCUUGAAGUACUUUGUGUUAGGGUACCGCUACGUGAUCCUCGACAUCCCUCUGCUCUUUGAGACCAACAGACUGACCAAGCUGAUGAAAUACACGGUCCUGGUGUAUUGCAGCCCCGGGGCGCAGCUCUCCCGGCUCAUGCGGAGGAACGGGCUGGCCCAGGCGGAGGCCGAAGCUCGCAUCCGCUCGCAGCUCCCGCUGGAGGAGAAGCGCAGGUUUGCAACUCACAUCAUCGACAACUCGGGGGAGCGGGAGAGCACCCGCCGGCAGGUCCUGAGGCUCCACAGCCACCUCGAGGAUUCCCUGGCUUUCCUCUGGGCACGGCUGGCAGCGGGCACGGCCGUGGCCGGGCUCGGGGGGCUCCUGUACCUCCUCCUCCGGCAUUUCAGCUCCUAAUUCACCCCCUCCUUCUGCCCUGCCAGAGGCCUGGGUUUCCAGCUUUGAAAAGAGCACUGAAAGGCCACCUCCUCUAAUGAGCUUUGCCGGCUGAAUGCAGA
This is a messenger RNA of Neopsephotus bourkii (Bourke's parrot), 920 nucleotides long. It is a transcript of the gene DCAKD, whose product is annotated as dephospho-CoA kinase domain containing. Bases 130 to 819 code for a protein of 229 amino acids. Gene Ontology annotation, biological process: coenzyme A biosynthetic process. The record is from RefSeq and is a predicted model, not a curated record. The transcript has 5 exons. Lineage: Eukaryota; Metazoa; Chordata; Aves; Psittaciformes; Psittacidae. Gene Ontology annotation, molecular function: dephospho-CoA kinase activity; ATP binding.